Carya illinoinensis is the source of this 5570-nucleotide messenger RNA. RefSeq lists its product as uncharacterized. NCBI's taxonomy places the organism in Eukaryota, Viridiplantae, Streptophyta, Magnoliopsida, Fagales, Juglandaceae. The transcript is spliced from 26 exons. The coding region runs from base 525 to 5438 and encodes 1637 amino acids. The record is from RefSeq and is a predicted model, not a curated record. Gene Ontology annotation, biological process: defense response.
GGAACUCCAAAUCUUGAGGAAAUAAACUUUACAGAUUGUACAAACUUGCGUGAGGUCCACCCAUCCAUCAAAGUGCUCAAGCAAAUACAAAUAAUAAUGAUAAUUGGCACUGGAAUCAAACACCUAUGGAAGGGGACGUUGGUGGUUUUACACAAUUUGAAGUUCUUAGCUUUGAGUUAUUGUAAAAACUUGAUUGAAACACCAGAUUUGACAGGAACUCCAAAUCUUGAGGAAAUAUACUUUACAGGUUGUACAAACUUGUGUGAGGUCCACCCAUCCAUCAAAGUGCUCAAACAAAUUAAAAAAAUAAUGAUAAUUGGCACUGGAAUCAAACAACUAUGGAAGGGGUCGUUAACGGAUUUAGACAAUUUGAAGGAAUUAGAUAGGGUGAUUAUGAGAAUUUGAUUGAAACUCCAGAUUUGAGUGGAGCCCCAAAUCUUGAGAUAAUAGACUUUCAAAAUUGUAGAAGUUUAUGCGAGGUCCACCCAUCCAUUAAAGAGCUCAAACAACUAAAACAAUUAUCCAUGGCUGGCACAGGAAUCAAACACCUAUGGAAGGGGACGUUGGUGGAUUUUGACAAUUUGAAGGAAUUAGAUAUGGGUGAUUCUGAGAAUUUGAUUGAAACUUCAGAUUUGAGUGGAGCCCCAAAUCCUGAGAUAAUAGACUUUCAAAAUUGUAGAAGUUUAUGUGAGGUCCACCCAUCCAUUAAAGAGCUCAAACAACUAAAAGAAUUAUCCAUGAUUGGCACCGGAAUCAAACACCUAUGGAAGGGGACGUUGGUGGUUUUACACAAUUUGAAGAUCUUAAAUUUGAGUGAUUGUAAAAACUUGAUUGAAACACCAGAUUUGACAGGAACUCCAAAUCUUGAGGAAAUAUACUUUAUAGGUUGUACAAACUUGCGUGAGGUCCACCCAUCCAUCAAAGUGCUCAAGCAAAUACAAAAAAUAGUAAUGGGUGGCACAGGAAUCAAACACCUAUGGAAGGGGACGUUGGUGGUUUUACACAAUUUGAAGAUCUUAGAUCUGACUAAUUGUAAGAACUUGAUUGAACUACCAGAUUUGACAGGAGCCCAAAAUCUUGAGGAAAUAUACAUUACAGGUUGUACAAGCUUGUGUGAGGUCCACCCAUCCAUCAAAGUGCUCAAACAAAUUCAAAAAAUAAUAAUAAUUGGCACUGGAAUCAAACAACUAUGGAAGGGGUCGUUAAUGGUUUUAUACAAUUUGAAGAUCUUAAAUUUGAGUAAUUGUAAAAACUUGAUUGAAACACCAGAUUUGACAGGAACUCCAAAUCUUGAGGAAAUAUACUUUAUAGGUUGUACAAACUUGCGUGAGGUCCACCCAUCCAUCAAAGUGCUCAAGCAAAUACAAAAAAUAGUAAUGGCUGGCACAGGAAUCAAACACCUAUGGAAGGGGACGUUGGUGGUUUUACACAAUUUGAAGAUCUUAGAUCUGACUAAUUGUAAGAACUUGAUUGAACUACCAGAUUUGACAGGAGCCCAAAAUCUUGAGGAAAUAUACAUUACAGGUUGUACAAGCUUGUGUGAGGUCCACCCAUCCAUCAAAGUGCUCAAACAAAUUCAAAAAAUAAUAAUAAUUGGCAUUGGAAUCAAACAACUAUGGAAGGGGUCGUUAAUGGUUUUACACAAUUUGAAGAUCUUAAAUUUGAGUAAUUGUAAAAACUUGAUUGAAACACCAGAUUUGACAGGAACUCCAAAUCUUGAGGAAACAUACUUUAUAGGUUGUACAAACUUGCGUGAGGUCCACCCAUCCAUCAAAGUGCUCAAGCAAAUACAAAAAAUAGUAAUGGGUGGCACAGGAAUCAAACACCUAUGGAAGGGGACGUUGGUGGUUUUACACAAUUUGAAGAUCUUAGAUCUGAUUAAUUGUAAGAACUUGAUUGAACUACCAGAUUUGACAGGAGCCCAAAAUCUUGAGGAAAUAUACAUUACAGGUUGUACAAGCUUGUGUGAGGUCCACCCAUCCAUCAAAGUGCUCAAACAAAUUCAAAAAAUAAUAAUAAUUGGCACUGAAAUCAAACAACUAUGGAAGGGGCCGUUAAUGGUUUUACACAAUUUGAAGAUCUUAAAUUUGAGUAAUUGUAAAAACUUGAUUGAAACACCAGAUUUGACAAGAACUCCAAAUCUUGAGGAAAUAUACUUUAUAGGUUGUACAAACUUGCGUGAGGUCCACCCAUCCAUCAAAGUGCUCAAGCAAAUCCAAAAAAUAGUAAUGGCUGGCACAGGAAUCAAACACCUAUGGAAGGGGACGUUGGUGGUUUUACACAAUUUGAAGAUCUUAGAUCUGACUAAUUGUAAGAACUUGAUUGAACUACCAGAUUUGACAGGAGCCCAAAAUCUUGAGGAAAUAUACAUUACAGGUUGUACAAGCUUGUGUGAGGUCCACCCAUCCAUCAAAGUGCUCAAACAAAUUCAAAAAAUAAUAAUAAUUGGCACUGGAAUCAAACAACUAUGGAAUGGGUCGUUAAUGGAUUUUGACAAUUUGAAGGAAUUAGAUAUGGGUGAUUCUGAGAAUUUGAUUGAAACUUCAGAUUUGAGUGGAGCCCCAAAUCCUGAGAUAAUAGACUUUCAAAAUUGUAGAAGUUUAUGUGAGGUCCACCCAUCCAUUAAAGAGCUCAAACAACUAAAAGAAUUAUCCAUGAUUGGCACCGGAAUCAAACACCUAUGGAAGGGGACGUUGGUGGUUUUACACAAUUUGAAGAUCUUAGAUCUGACUAAUUGUAAGAACUUGAUUGAACUACCAGAUUUGACAGGAGCCCAAAAUCUUGAGGAAAUAUACAUUACAGGUUGUACAAGCUUGUGUGAGGUCCACCCAUCCAUCAAAGUGCUCAAACAAAUUCAAAAAAUAAUAAUAAUUGGCACUGGAAUCAAACAACUAUGGAAUGGGUCGUUAAUGGAUUUUGACAAUUUGAAGGAAUUAGAUAUGGGUGAUUCUGAGAAUUUGAUUGAAACUUCAGAUUUGAGUGGAGCCCCAAAUCCUGAGAUAAUAGACUUUCAAAAUUGUAGAAGUUUAUGUGAGGUCCACCCAUCCAUUAAAGAGCUCAAACAACUAAAAGAAUUAUCCAUGAUUGGCACCGGAAUCAAACACCUAUGGAAGGGGACGUUGGUGGUUUUACACAAUUUGAAGAUCUUAAAUUUGAGUGAUUGUAAAAACUUGAUUGAAACACCAGAUUUGACAGGAACUCCAAAUCUUGAGGAAAUAUACUUUAUAGGUUGUACAAACUUGCGUGAGGUCCACCCAUCCAUCAAAGUGCUCAAGCAAAUACAAAAAAUAGUAAUGGGUGGCACAGGAAUCAAACACCUAUGGAAGGGGACGUUGGUGGUUUUACACAAUUUGAAGAUCUUAGAUCUGACUAAUUGUAAGAACUUGAUUGAACUACCAGAUUUGACAGGAGCCCAAAAUCUUGAGGAAAUAUACAUUACAGGUUGUACAAGCUUGUGUGAGGUCCACCCAUCCAUCAAAGUGCUCAAACAAAUUCAAAAAAUAAUAAUAAUUGGCACUGGAAUCAAACAACUAUGGAAGGGGUCGUUAAUGGUUUUAUACAAUUUGAAGAUCUUAAAUUUGAGUAAUUGUAAAAACUUGAUUGAAACACCAGAUUUGACAGGAACUCCAAAUCUUGAGGAAAUAUACUUUAUAGGUUGUACAAACUUGCGUGAGGUUCACCCAUCCAUCAAAGUGCUCAAGCAAAUACAAAAAAUAGUAAUGGCUGGCACUGGAAUCAAACACCUAUGGAAGGGGACGUUGGUGGUUUUACACAAUUUGAAGAUCUUAGAUCUGACUAAUUGUAAGAACUUGAUUGAACUACCAGAUUUGACAAGAGCCCAAAAUCUUGAGGAAAUAUACAUUACAGGUUGUACAAGCUUGUGUGAGGUCCACCCAUCCAUCAAAGUGCUCAAACAAAUUCAAAAAAUAAUAAUAAUUGGCACUGGAAUCAAACAACUAUGGAAGGGGUCGUUAAUGGAUUUAGACAAUUUGAAGGAAUUAGAUAUGGGUGAUUCUGAGAAUUUGAUUGAAACUCCAGAUUUGAGUGGAGCCCCAAAUCUUGAGAUAAUAGACUUUCAAAAUUGUAGAAGUUUAUGUGAGGUCCACCCAUCCAUUAAAGAGCUCAAGCAACUAAAAGAAUUAUCCAUGAUUGGCACCGGAAUCAAACAACUAUGGAAGGGGACGUUGGUGGGUUUAGACAAUUUGAAGAUCUUAGAUCUGAGUGAUUGUAAGAACUUGAUUGAAACACCAGAUUUGUCAGGAACCCCAAAUCUUGAGGAAAUAUACUUUACAGGUUGUACAAACUUGUGUGAGGUCCACCCAUCCGUCAAAGUGCUCAAGCAAAUACAGAAAAUAAUAAUGGCUGGCACAGGAAUCAAACACCUAUGGAAGGGGACGUCAGUGGGUUUAGACAAUUUAAAGAUCUUAGAUCUGGGUGAUUGUAAGAACUUGAUUGAAAUACCAGAUUUGACAGGUGCCCAAAAUCUUGAGGAAAUAUACGUUACAGGUUGUCUAAGCUUGUGUAAGGUCCACCCAUCCAUCAAAGUGCUCAAACAAAUUCAAAAAAUAAUAAUGGCUGGCACUGGAAUCAAACAACUAUGGAAGGGGUCGUUAAUGGAUUUAGACAAUUUGAAGGAAUUAGAUAUGGGUGAUUCUGAGAAUUUGAUUGAAACUCCAGAUUUGAGUGGAGCCCCAAAUCUUGAGAUAAUAGACUUUCAAAAUUGUAGAAGUUUAUGUGAGGUCCACCCAUCCAUUAAAGAGCUCAAACAACUAAAAGAAUUAUCCAUGAUUGGCACCGGAAUCAAACAACUAUGGAAUGGGACGUUGGUGGGUUUAGACAUUUUGAAGAUCUUAGAUCUGGGUGAUUGUAAGAACUUGAUUGAAACACCAGAUUUGUCAGGAAUCCCAAAUCUUGAGGAAAUAUACUUUACAGGUUGUACAAACUUGUGUGAGGUCCACCCAUCCAUCAAAGUGCUCAAGCAAAUACAGAAAAUAAUAAUGGCUGGCACAGGAAUCAAACACCUAUGGAAGGGGACAUCAGUGGGUUUAGACAAUUUAAAGAUCUUAGAUCUGGGUGAUUGUAAGAACUUGAUUGAAAUACCAGAUUUGACAGGUGCCCAAAAUCUUGAGGAAAUAUACGUUACAGGUUGUCUAAGCUUGUGUAAGGUCCACCCAUCCAUCAAAGUGCUCAAACAAAUUCAAAAAAUAAUAAUGGCUGGCACUGGAAUCAAACAACUAUGGGAGGGGACGUUGGUGCAGGUUUUACAGAAUUUGAAGAUCUUAGAUUUGAGUAAUUGUAAGAACUUGAUUGAAAUACCAGAUUUGACAGGAGCCCAAAAUCUUGAGGAAAUAUACUUAACAGGUUGUACAAACCUGUGUGAGGACCACCGAUCCAUGAAAGUUCUCAAGCAAAGACAAAAAAUAAAAAUGGUUGGCUAAGGGAAUCAAACAACUAUGGAAGGGGAUGUAGGUUGUAGGUUUUUCACUCGUAUAAAUACGUAUUGAUCUUCCUAAUAAACCCUCUUCAUAUCUUUUUCAAAUAAGUUAAUAUAUUCAUAUUUUGAUCUAAUU